AUGACGACAGAUUGUACUUCCACAACAACUGGCUCCUUUCAAGUCAAAGGUGGAGUUGGCAUCGCUAAAUCACUGUACAUUGGAGGGGAUGUAUACACAAAUGGUGUGAAAUUGGCUACUGAAAGUUCUCUAACAGCAUCCGUUGCUACGAAGCAAAAUGCAAGUCCUUUACUCGAUGCAAUAAGUGGUUUAACAACGACACCUAAUACAUUCAUCAUGGGGGCAUCGAACGGUUUUACAGCGACACCUGUUUCCACUAUUCUUGGUGGAUACCAACCUCUUCUUACUACAUCAUCCUCAUUGAAUGUGAAUUCUCUGAUGACCAGUGGUGGGAUAUUUGUACAAGGGGCUAUGGAUAUGGUGUUCCGUGUUGAUAAUGUAGGCAAUGGACUCUUGACAGGUGGCUUACUUGUGGAAAAGGAUCUAAAUGUUGAAGGACUGAUCAUUCAAAAUGGUGUCAAGGUGGCAAUGCAACAAUGGGCUGUUGCUAUGAUGACUAGCAUGACAACUCCUCUCAGUCAAUCCUUGACAUUGCUUCAAACACUUGUUCAGAAUAACAAGACCGCCGCAGAUAUGGCGCUUGCUACUAAACAAAGUGCUUCUCCAUUACUCAAUUCCAUCAGUGGUUUAAUACCGGCGGCUAACACAUUCAUCAUGGGAACACCCACAGGGUUCUCAGUUGUUCCUACAUCGAAUAUACUUUCCUCAUAUCAACCUCUUAUUACCUCAUCGACUGCGCUAUCAUUUAACAGCGCUACUGUUGGCAGGGGUAUAACCAUUCAAAAUGGCGCAGCAUCUACAACAAUGUCCUUAGUGAACACUGGGAGUAACAUUACAUGGGGCAUGAGAGUUGCCGGAAGCACAGGAGACGGAACAUUAUCAGCAGGCGGAUUCGGUCUAAAUAGUUCUUAUAACAAUACAGGCUUCGUUCUGAGAGUUUCCAAUACAGGCGUAAUGCAGAUACCAAACACAACUGAUUCAUCUAGUGUGACAACAGGUGCUUUCCAGGUAUCAGGUGGAGUUGGCAUAGGAAAAACUCUAACCCUAGGAGCAGGUGGAGGAGGAUUGCAGCCUGCGGCCAUAGUCAUCAAUGCGCCUUCAAGUGCUACUGCAUCUAUGGCCGUUCUGAUUAGUAACAAUGCUGCUUCGAGUAAUUCAUGGGGUAUAUACCAUGCUGCAACUAAUGGAACAGGUAUACUUACCAAUGGGAGCCUCGGGUUUUAUAACUAUGGAACUAGCGCCCAUCAAUUCAUCCUCAAAGCCAAUGGAACCAUUGCAAUCACUUCCACUACAGACUCAUCGUCAACUAUAACGGGCGCAUUGCAGGUAUCAGGAGGUGCAGGAAUUGCUAAAUCACUGUACGUCGGUGGUGACAUUUUCUCCAAUAAUCUCAAACUUGCAACCGAGAGUUAUGUAGGGAUGGCCAUUGCUAAUAAACAGGCAUCGAGUCCACUAUUAUCAUCCAUAAGCGGUCUUGCACUAUCUGCAAAUUCAUUCAUUGUUGGAAGUUCUGCUACAUCAUUCUCCACGAAAACUGUUGAAGAGGUGAAGUCAAUUCUAGGUGUUACGAAUGUCGACCUCUCAGGGAAGCAAAAUGCAAGUCCUUUACUCGAUUCCAUUGCCUCGAUGUCACCAAUGAGCAAUAUGUUUCUCAUGGGAGAUGAUGUCCAAGGAUUCACUCUCGCAAAUGAUGUCACUGUGCGAAGUAUUUUAAACAUUGUCAACUAUGCCCCCAGCAUAUCAGCACUGCAAACAUCGAAACAAGAUGUUAUAAUGUCUUCCAGCAAUCUGUUGGUAAAUACAAUUCUUGCUAAUGAUACAUCCGAUGCACAAACCGUAUCAAGUGGGGCUCUACAGGUUAAAGGAGGUAUAGGGGUUUCUAAAAGCAUCUUCUCAGGUGGAAACAUUACAGGAAAAGUUCUUAUAGCAGCCUCUACAGGUGGAUAUUUCAAGUUGAGAAGCGACACUCCCUCUAUGAAAGGUGACUACACUAUCUCCUACAACAACUCCGGAGACGCCCUUCACGUCCACCUCGCCGGCUCGUCUGAUAGCAUAGACCAACAUCGUUAUGAAUUCGACCUCAUCUUGUCCGGUAAUCUAACUAUUGGUUUGCCACUUAAUGGGCUACGGGCUAUUAUUUUGAAAAAUCUCGACCCAGGAACCAAUGCUUGUGCCAUCCAAUACUUCCAGAAUGCCGCAGGGAGUGCUGUUAUGUUUUUGAACGGAAACAAUAGGAGUGUGGAUGGGGGAGUAAAUACAUUUACAAUAAGGAACGAUGCAGGGGGAGUGCGAUUGCAAGCGCAGGGAGCGAAGGGUAUUACUAUUGCAUCAUCGACAGGAAAUGUCAUAGUUGAAAGCACCACUCCGGCUUUAUCGAGUACAACAGGUGCAUUGGUGGUGAAUGGAGGUGUCGCUGUUGGAGCCCAUGUAGUGGCUGGAGGGAAUCUUUAUAGCAAUGGCCCAGUUUACUCGAAUGGUCAGGUGUGCGCAACUCAGUCAUGGGUGACCGGUCAGACAUUCCUAAGAAAUGUUCAAGUUUUCAAACUGUUGACUAAAGAUGUAUGGCAAUCCAACAAUGCCUCGAAAGUUUUCUAUGUUUCAACACCAGGCAAGGUACUUAUGGAGUGGACAAUACGCUUGCAUGGCAAUGCAAACUCAAAUGGUACACUUUCCAUCUUCCUUGGACAAAGUGCCGGCUCAAUGCCUCUCGUAUAUGCUUCAGACUUCAAUUUCAACAGUGGAAUUAACACUACGCUGACAGCCACAUUCAUUCUUACAGGGAUGGCCGAUAACGUGGCUUACUUCACAAAUUUUAGUAUCAGUCAGGCUGCUCCUGAUAAUACCACAGAUGUUACCCUCAUCAAAAUCACGGAACUCGGCCCUUAG
Molecule: messenger RNA, 2886 nt
Organism: Spizellomyces punctatus DAOM BR117
Lineage: Eukaryota; Fungi; Chytridiomycota; Chytridiomycetes; Spizellomycetales; Spizellomycetaceae
Exons: 2
Coding region: 1-2886 (961 amino acids)
Source: RefSeq, a predicted model, not a curated record